AUGAUCAGAAUCGUUUAUGCGAUAGGGGUAUCGUGUACGGAAGCCACGGUGGCAGUCCUCGCUCCAUACGUCGCCGCGGACGAUAAAACCUCAGUCGCUCUCCUCUUGUGCCUCUCCCUCAUGCCUAUCCCGAGUGCCUCUCCCUCAUGCCUCUCCCUCAUGCCUAUCCCGAGUGCCUCUCCCUCAUGCCUCUCCCUCAUGCCUAUCCCGAGUGCCUCUCCCUCAUGCCUCUCCCUCAUGCCUAUCCCGAGUGCCUCUCCCUCAUGCCUAUCCCUCAUGCCUAUCCCUCAUGCCUCUCCCUCAUGCCUCUCCCUCAUGCCUCUCCCUCAUGCCUCUCCCUCAUGCCUCUCCCUCAUGCCUAUCCCUCAUGCCUAUCCCUCAUGCCUCUCCCUCAUGCCUCUCCCUCAUGCCUCUCCCUCAUGCCUCUCCCUCAUGCCUCUCCCUCAUGCCACUCCCUCAUGCCUAUCCCGAGUGCCUCUCACUCGCGCCUCUCUCUCCGGCCUCUCCCUCCGUGUGCACCAGGCGAUCACCAUCGUUCAAGUCGCGGGGUUCGGGGGAGCGGCAGACGCGCUGGGGGGGGCGUCGUAUAACCCGCUCACCAACCUCAUCAACUACCUCGCUGACGAGGACGACGAGACGGCGCUCGGCUUGCUACUGCGCCUCCCCGCUCAGGCAGGUGGCAUGGUGAUAGGUGCCAUGCUGACGUGGAAGUUCAUUCCGGAGUCUCUCAAGCACACAGUCAACGGGCCCGCGCUGCCACCUGGCGUCUCGGUAUUGGCCGGCGCGACAGCGGAGUUUACGCUCACGUUUCUGCUGUUCCUGGUGGUGAUGUGGACGCUGUUCCUGGGCCCCAGCAGCGACCGCUUAAAGGAAGUCAUCAUGGUCUCAGCCACAAUAGUCGUCAUUGCUGCUGGCAUGGGCUUCUCUGGCCCUUCCCUGAACCCCCUCUUUGCGUUCGGGUGGGUGUACACAUUGGAUCAGGAGAUGUCGGUGCAGCACUUCAUAGUCUACUGGGCUGCUCCCACCGCCGGUGCUGUGCUCGCAGCAGCCUUCUACCGAAUCUACCUGAAACCACACAAGGCGGCUCUUGAGGCGAAACGGCGGAACGAGAGAGAAGGGAAGGAAGGGAAGGAAGGGAGGGAAGGGAAGGCUGGGGAGAGCGGGAAGGGGGAGGAGGAAGCAAUGAGGGCCAGCAGAGAAACAAAGGGGGUUGCGGCGGAGAGAGAGGGUGAGGGGUUGCGAAAACGGGUGGGUGUGGGAGCACGUGAAGAGGAGGAAGAGGUCGGGAUCAACGCCGUUGCCUCUUAUGGCUCGGACAAAGCAAGGUGCAGCCACCAUGGCGGCGUUGCCGAUGCUUCUGUGCGUGCUGCUUGUGACGUCGGCAUGGAAUGUUGCAGCAGGAUCCAAGGGAAGUGUUCUAGGGGCCACGACGACCAGGGUCAGCAGCACGUCCCCUACCUUCCUGAAACUGACAGCCACGACGACCAAAUCGGCGAAUCAGUUGCUCCAGCCCGUGAAACUGACAACCACGACCAGGACCAGCAGCACGUCCCCUACCUCUUUGAAAUUGGAGAAAAUUUUGACCACCUCCCCCACCGCCGUGACACUGACAACCACUACCAGGACCUCUAG
Molecule: messenger RNA, 1632 nt
Organism: Closterium sp. NIES-65
Lineage: Eukaryota; Viridiplantae; Streptophyta; Zygnematophyceae; Desmidiales; Closteriaceae
Source: the annotation of a GenBank genome assembly